Cucumis melo (muskmelon) is the source of this 2113-nucleotide messenger RNA. RefSeq names its product pentatricopeptide repeat-containing protein At2g36730. The coding region runs from base 377 to 1927 and encodes 516 amino acids. Lineage: Eukaryota; Viridiplantae; Streptophyta; Magnoliopsida; Cucurbitales; Cucurbitaceae. Gene Ontology annotation, biological process: RNA modification. The transcript has a single exon. Gene Ontology annotation, molecular function: protein binding; RNA binding. The record is from RefSeq and is a predicted model, not a curated record.
CCUUUGAUGGCGCUUCCUCCCGGCCCUUAUUCUCUGGAACCACCAUUCUCGCUUUCGUAUGCUUUUCUUGCUUUCCCAUCGUUUUCAUGUUCAUCUAUCCCGAUCCUUGGCAGCUUGCUCGUGCUUCGGCAUUCUCUGUUAGACUUUUCUACGGAACCCUCAAGCUCAAGUACCUUUAAGUUCGUUGGUUUCGGAUUAUUCCGUUGUUAGUGUCUCUAAAUUCUCAUUUCUGAUUGCUCAUUCCUGCAAAGAGUAUCGUAGUGUUAUGAGCUAUGAACUGUCGCAUUCCAGAUAUGGGAUAUAUUUUUAGAGCAUAGUUUAACGCUUAAUCCACAACCAUGGGCAACCAUUGAGCUCGUUGAAAUCCGUAAGCCGCAUGGUUCGACCCUGGAUCUCUGCCGUCCAUCAAUUUUUUCCUAUUAACGCCCACAGUUAUAUUUCAAAACCCAAAUUUCUCUCUACAAAGCACCAAUUCCUUUCCCUUCUCAAGCACUGUUCCUCAACGAAUCACCUAUUUGAAAUCCACGCACAAAUCCUCGUCUCUGGCCGUCAAAAUGACUCAUUUCUCACCACUGAACUCCUCCGCGUCGCUGCUCUAUCACCCUCCAGAAAUCUCAGCUAUGGCUGCUCUCUCCUCUUCCAUUGCCACUUUCAUUCCGCCACUUUGCCAUGGAAUCUUAUCAUCAGGGGAUAUUCAUCGAGUGAUUCUCCACGAGAGGCCAUUUCGUUAUUUGGGGAAAUGCGAAGACGUGGAGUCAUACCCAAUAACCUCACUUUCCCUUUCCUUCUCAAGGCCUGUGCAACACUUGCGACACUCCAAGAAGGUAAGCAGUUUCAUGCUAUUGUCAUAAAGUGCGGUUUAGAUUUAGAUGUAUAUGUUCGGAAUACUCUGAUUCAUUUCUAUGGGUCCUGCAAAAGAAUGUCUGGUGCACGAAAGGUGUUCGAUGAAAUGACCGAAAGAACUUUAGUUUCAUGGAAUGCGGUUAUUACAGCGUGUGUUGAGAAUUUUUUCUUUGAUGAAGCGAUUGACUACUUUCUGAAAAUGGGAAACCAUGGUUUUGAGCCAGAUGAGACUACGAUGGUGGUGAUAUUAUCAGCUUGUGCUGAGCUUGGUAAUUUGAGCUUAGGGAGAUGGGUUCAUUCUCAAGUGGUGGGAAGAGGGAUGGUUUUGAAUAUUCAAUUGGGCACUGCCUUUGUCGAUAUGUAUGCAAAAUCCGGCGAUGUGGGAUGUGCUAGGCGAGUAUUCAAUUGUUUGAAACAGAAAAGUGUAUGGACAUGGAGUGCAAUGAUUUUGGGUCUAGCCCAACAUGGAUUUGCGAAUGAAGCUAUUGAACUUUUCACAAAUAUGAAGAGCUCCCCUAUAGUUCCCAACUAUGUCACCUUCGUUGGUGUCCUAUGUGCUUGCAGCCAUGCUGGAUUGGUGGAUAAAAGCUACCACUACUUCAACGUUAUGGAGAGAGUUUACGGGAUUAAGCCGAUGAUGAUACAUUAUGGAUUAAUGGUGGAUGUUUUAGGUCGUGCAGGUCAAGUCAAGGAAGCCUAUGAGCUCAUCAUGAGCAUGCCGGUGGAGCCUGAUCCAGUUGUGUGGAGGACAUUGCUGAGUGCGUGCAGUGGUCGUGACAACAAUGGUGGGGCUGAGGUUGCAGAGGAGGCAAGGAAGAGAUUGCUUGAGCUCGAGCCAAAGAGAGGCGGGAAUGUGGUGAUGGUUGCGAACAAGUUUGCUGAAGUUGGUAUGUGGAAACAAGCAGCAGAUUACCGGAGAACGAUGAAAGAUAGGGGAAUAAAAAAGAUGGCUGGGGAGAGUUGCAUCGAAUUAGGUGGCUCUUUGCGAAAAUUCUUUUCAGGUUUUAAUUCUCGAGCUGCUUCUGAUGGCAUUUACGAUUUGCUUGAUGGAUUGAAUCUGCAUAUGCAAUUGACAAACUUCUAAUGAUGAUUAUAUCUGUUUAUUUAAAAUGUUUAUUUUUGGUCAUCUAGGUUGCUUGACACAAGCAUGAUUAUUUUUGUAUCUAACUUGUAGGCUUCAUCCUGCUGUUCUCUAUCUCUUCGCAGGGGUAUAAGACUUAUAGCUACAACGCUUUUAUUAUACUUUAUAACUUUAUUAUUUUUCUUUUUA